AUGUGGAAUCGAAAUGUAAUCAGGAAAUUAAUACGAUAUGGUAGUGGUGGUGGAGUGUUAACAACUGCUGCUGCUGCUGCUGCUGCAUUAGCAGGAUUUGUUGGUUAUGAUGAAAAUACUGGUAUAAUCAAAUCAUUGAAACAUUCAAAUAUGAGCAAGUGGCAAGUGGAAGGACCUUUAAAGCAUCCUACUGAUGGAGCAUUAAUUGCUAAACGGAUUGUGAGUGAUUAUGAUCAUACGGAUUUGAAGUUAAGACUUUAUCAAUAUGAAGCAUGUCCAUUUUGUUGCAAAGUUCGUGCUUUCUUGAAUUAUUAUGGUUUUUCGUAUGAUGUGGUUGAAGUUAGUCCAUUAACUCGAAAAGAAAUCAAAAAUUGGAUGGUGUUAGCAAGCUACCAACUGUAA
Brugia pahangi is the source of this 402-nucleotide messenger RNA. NCBI's taxonomy places the organism in Eukaryota, Metazoa, Nematoda, Chromadorea, Rhabditida, Onchocercidae. The record is from the annotation of a GenBank genome assembly.